AUGUGUCGAUGCCUGUCUGUUCGUCGUCCGAUACAGCUGACGAAGAAGGUGUUAAAAGAGUCGAACAAGUUCCAUCUGCUGAUCGGCUGUACUGGUAGCGUAGCAGCCAUGAAACUACCCGAACUGAUCGGCGAGGUGCGAGGCGCGUGUCCGAUUAGCCAGGAUCAGGUGGACGUCCGAGUGGUGGCCACAGAAAAGGCGUCUCGGUUCUUCGAUGCUGACUCGCUGCAAAUCCCGGUGUUCACCGACGCCGAUGAGUGGAGUAGUUGGCGGGGCAGAGGCGACAUGAUCCUGCACAUCGAACUGCGUCGAUGGGCGGACGUUUUAGUCAUUUCGCCGCUGGACGCCAACACGAUGGCUAAAAUUGCCAAUGGCCUGUGCGACAACCUGCUGACGUGCGUACCGCUUUACUUUUGUCCAGCGAUGAAUACGUUCAUGUGGGAACACCCGCUCACCUACAAGCAGAUGGACGUCCUGAAAAAUUUGCUCGGUUUCAAGGAGAUACCGUGUGUCGAAAAGGAGCUGAUGUGCGGCGACCGCGGCUAUGGUGCCAUGGCUAGCGUGCCGAUGAUCGCGUCGGUGAUCGCCAGCGAGAUCAAGAAUCAUUUUGCCAUCUACACUGGCUAA
Molecule: messenger RNA, 627 nt
Organism: Soboliphyme baturini
Lineage: Eukaryota; Metazoa; Nematoda; Enoplea; Dioctophymatida; Soboliphymatidae
Source: the annotation of a GenBank genome assembly